Phytophthora infestans T30-4 is the source of this 609-nucleotide messenger RNA. RefSeq lists its product as uncharacterized. The transcript is spliced from 2 exons. The coding region runs from base 1 to 609 and encodes 202 amino acids. Lineage: Eukaryota; Oomycota; Peronosporomycetes; Peronosporales; Peronosporaceae. The record is from RefSeq and is a predicted model, not a curated record.
AUGUCUGACAGCGAGUCGUCUGAAGAGGCUCCGUACGUCUUUGGAUCCGACAGCGAAGACGAAGAGGAGGUCCUGGGAUCCUGGAAGUAUCCCAACGUGAUAAACCAGCGCAUUCAAGUAGACAAUGUCGAUGCGUUUUUGCUGGAUAAGACACGUGAAGAAGCUGGCCAGGUCGCUAAAAGAAUAUUGCAGCGAAUGUUCGAUGACAUCUACAAGUUUCUUGAGGUCGAGCUGUGGCUAAGUGUUUAUGGUGUAACCCCGGACUUCUUCUACGACGAGAGCAAUAGGGCUUUGUAUCCACCUGCUGAAGAGGCACUACCACUGCCCAGAUAUCGCGCUAUUUUGGCAGCUUUAAGUGGCAAUCCGUUUACAAAAGAAGGAGGAUCCGACCAAUGGACGGCACCGCUCACACCUGACAGAGACAUCUCUUAUGCAUACGAACUCGCACGGCGACUAUCCGCAGACAUUAAUUUUGUGGAUGGAACAACGAUAGCAUCAUUAGAUGAUGAUUUGAUCCGCUUGCGCUCAAAGGCAGUGGACGAUAUUGGCCUUACGCACGUGCGCAACCCGAAAAAGGGUACUGUACUUAAUGAUCGUGUUAUGCUGUGA